GGCAGCAUCUUUGUCCCCGCCAUCGCUACCUACUAUUAUGCUGAUCAUGGAUGAGCUGAGGGAGAUGGAUUGCAGCGUACUGAAAAGGCUGCUGAAAAGAGACGGCGUACCCAACAGGAACGGUAACGACAGCAGCCUCAAGCACCAUUCCAGCCCGGGCACGAAUAACGCUAACAUCAGCAGCAGCGGCGGUGUGGGGGUCGGAGGCACUUGCCUGCUUCUGGACUGUAGACCUUUCUUGGCUCACAGCGCUGGCUUCAUCCAGGGAUCGGUGAACGUGCGCUGCAACACCAUCGUCCGGAGAAGAGCCAAGGGCUCGGUGACCCUGGAGCAGAUCCUACCGGCAGGGAGCAAAGAUGAGGAGGAGGUGCUGACCCGACUGCGCUCCGGUCUCUAUUCCGCCAUUAUCGUUUAUGAUGAGAGGAGCCCCAGAGCCGAGUGCCUGCGGGAGGACAGCACGGUGUCCCUGGUGGUGCAGGCUCUGCGCAAGGACAGCGACAUGACUGACAUCUGUCUGCUCAAAGGAGGCUAUGAAAGAUUUCACUCAGAGUACCCAGAAUUCUGUGCAAAGACGAAGUCUAUAAACAGUAUUUCCCUGCCUACCAGCAUAGAGCCUACUGAAAGGGGCGUCGGUUCCUGUACAACACCACUUCAUGAUCAGCGUGGUCCAGUGGACAUCCUUCCCUUCCUUUACCUCGGUAGUGCAUAUCAUGCUGCCCGAAGAGACAUGUUGGAUGCCUUGGGUAUCACAGCCUUACUGAACGUAUCUUCUGACUGUCCCAACCAUUUUGAAGGUCAUUUCCAGUAUAAAUGUAUUCCAGUGGAAGACAACCAUAAAGCUGACAUUAGCUCCUGGUUUAUGGAGGCAAUAGAAUAUAUUGAUUCUAUUAAGGAUAAUCAUGGACGUGUACUGGUGCACUGCCAAGCUGGCAUUUCCCGGUCUGCUACCAUAUGCUUGGCCUACUUGAUGAUGAAGAAAAGGGUAAAAUUGGAAGAGGCCUUUGAAUUUGUCAAGCAGCGUAGGAGUAUCAUCUCUCCCAACUUCAGCUUCAUGGGACAACUGCUACAAUUCGAAACUCAGGUCUUGACCACUACCUGUGCGACAGAGGCUGCCAGUCCCUCUGCCACACUUUUAGAACGCAGUAAGACUUCCUCUUCACCCACAUCUCCCUUUGUCUUCAGCUUUCCUGUGUCAGUAGCAGCUCCAAACAGCCUACCGUAUCUUCACAGUCCCAUCACAACUUCUCCCAGCUGCUAAAAGUGAGUGGAAUACCACAAGAAAACUGACUGGCUUUGGCGACUUAGGGCCCAAAAGACCUUUUAUACAGAGAGAUGAACUCGCACUGCAGAAAAUGUAAAUCCUGAAACCGUGGGAACCCCACAAGCAAUAAUAAUUUAGCAGUUUUCCAUCUUCAAAGCCAUUUGAGGUGUAGUCGUUGCUUUUAUUUCCACAUUUGAUUUUUACUUUUAUUAUAAAUAUUUAUAUAUAAACAUGGAUAUUUCAUGUUUAACUUGUAUUUAUAACUUUUUAAGUUUCUUUUUUCUUCUUAACAGAGUGGCUUCAGGGCAGCUUUUUUGUCUUAAAGCAAAUCAAGUUUGGGAAAUUUUUUUCAUUUUCCCAAAGUGCCUAUUUUUAUUUAUAUGUUCCUCCAAUUUCAAUCUGGUAUUGUAUUUUAAAUUAUUUUGUAUUCUGUCCUCCAAAGUAUCAAAAUGCAAUAAGGGAAAAGCACCAUUUCUGGAACAUCAAGGUUACUAGAUAUUGUAAUCAAGAGCACAACAAAGGUAACACUGGAUAUUCUCAUUGGCCAUCAUUGCUGAAGCUCAAGCCUGGAACUAUUAGUGUUCUGUAUGCAUUUCUCUAGUAUUUUAUACCUAUGAUACAAGAUGGAUUAUAAAUGUUCUUGGCAUGUUCUUACCAUAAGCUAGCCUGUUAGUGGGCAUUUUUUUGGAGUCUGGAAAUGACACUGGAUAUGUUAUACUCAUGUAAUAAGCUUUCAGUAAGCAGAUUUUAAAAUUAUAUUUAAUGCUUUAGACAGUUGUUCCUGUUUGGAUUACUGUUGAUUCCACCUUGUUCAUACCCACAUUAUGUAAUUGUAUGAUUGUGGAUGCCAGUCUGCUGCAUCGUUUGGAACAAAUUAGUGCUGUGUGUAGUUUUAUUAACUAUGCCUGUUUAAGGUGUUGCAGACUUUAGCAAUGCUGUCAGUAUUCAGUUAACCUGAGCUAUGCCUUUUUGUUUCGGAAACAAAGCGUGUCUAUGAUGCAAAAGGUAGCAUACACAUUUUACCUAACUUAGUAUUUUAAUCAGUGUUAGGUUUUGACCUAUAA
This is a messenger RNA of Nanorana parkeri, 2325 nucleotides long. RefSeq names its product dual specificity phosphatase 4 (gene DUSP4). The coding region runs from base 38 to 1258 and encodes 406 amino acids. Gene Ontology annotation, cellular component: nucleus; cytoplasm. NCBI's taxonomy places the organism in Eukaryota, Metazoa, Chordata, Amphibia, Anura, Dicroglossidae. Gene Ontology annotation, biological process: negative regulation of MAPK cascade; protein dephosphorylation; endoderm formation. The record is from RefSeq and is a predicted model, not a curated record. Gene Ontology annotation, molecular function: MAP kinase tyrosine/serine/threonine phosphatase activity; protein tyrosine/threonine phosphatase activity. The transcript is spliced from 5 exons.